Aspergillus viridinutans is the source of this 819-nucleotide messenger RNA. RefSeq names its product gamma-glutamyl cyclotransferase gliK (gene gliK). The transcript is spliced from 2 exons. The coding region runs from base 1 to 819 and encodes 272 amino acids. The record is from RefSeq and is a predicted model, not a curated record. Lineage: Eukaryota; Fungi; Ascomycota; Eurotiomycetes; Eurotiales; Aspergillaceae. Gene Ontology annotation, molecular function: gamma-glutamylcyclotransferase activity.
AUGGCGAAAGCGACGUUGCAAUACCCCCACGGGGGAAUCUGGUACUUUGCCUACGGCUCUAACAUACGCCUAUCUGUGCUUGAAAACCGAGGCAUCAAGGCCCUGGAUAUCAAGGCAGUCGUUGUCCCCUCGCACUACCUGACGUUUGACAUCUUCGGCAUCCCGUAUGUUGAGCCUUCGUUUGCCAGCAUUGCCCCUUUUGCACCAGACAAGAGAACCACCCUACGACUGGGCGAUUCACCCUCCCGUGAUGUUCCUCCUGCCCAGGGUCUCGCGUAUCUUCUGAAUCCCAAGGAUUACCGGCAGCUGGUAAUCAGCGAAGGUGGCGGAGUGGCCUACGAUGAGGUCGAGGUUCAUGUCACGAUCCUCGCGGAGGAUGGCAAACCGGACCCAAGGAGUAUUUUGAUCGCUCGAACCUUGCAAGCAAAGUAUCCCUGGAGACCCAACGGUGCGCCCAGUACGCGCUACCUGGGCUUGAUCUCCACGGGAUGCAAACAGAAUAAGCGGCUCACGGCGUACAGCGCCUAUAUCGACUCCUUACCGUCGUACGAGCCUCCGACAUCCUUCCACGCGAAGUUGGGAGGUCUUCUUUUCCUGCUGUUUUGGCGCCCGCCGCGUAAUAUGCUGAUUCGACUGAUCAGGGUGCAUACCGACAGCGACGGACAUUGUCCAGCGUGGCUCGGUUGGAUUAUUCUGACCUUUUACGGGCUGAUGUGGUCAUAUCAUGAUAAUAUCCACUCGAGGAUCUGGGGGCGAGGCGAUGGCCGGAAAUUACAUUUUGAAGAGACUACAGGGGGAAAAACUGCUAAGGUCGGUUAG